Molecule: messenger RNA, 975 nt
Organism: Oppiella nova
Lineage: Eukaryota; Metazoa; Arthropoda; Arachnida; Sarcoptiformes; Oppiidae
Source: the annotation of a GenBank genome assembly
AUGUCGAUUUGGAGACAUUACGCCAACUAUUUUCCCGUCAAAUUAGUCAAAACCGAGGACUUGGAUCCCGAGAGGAACUACAUGUUUGUGUGUCACCCGCACGGCGUAAUGUUGUGCUCACAUAUGGCUAACUUUGGCACUGAGGGCACCGGUUUCUCACGAUAUUUCCCCGGUCUUACCCCUCAUUUACUAACACUGGAGAGUGUAUUAAGUCAGCCAUUUAAAAGGGAACUGUUACUUUCUAUGGGCCGAGGGUUGUUUGGAUUCCCGGGGAUAUUGCCGUAUAGAGUGCCCAUCACUACAGUCGUUGGUAAACCCAUGGAUGUGCCGCUAAUACCGGAGCCAUCGCGCGAACAAAUCGCUGAAUAUCACCGAAAAUAUAUCCAAUGCGGUCGUAUAAGCCAUUGGGUGAGGAAUAUGUCGUUUUGGAAACACUGCGCCAACUAUUUUCCCGUCAAAUUAGUCAAAACCGAGGACUUGGAUCCCGAGAGGAACUACAUGUUUGUGUGUCACCCGCACGGCGUAAUGUUGUGCUCACAUAUGGCUAACUUUGGCACUGAGGGCACCGGCUUUUCUCGACUAUUCCCCGGCCUUACCCCUCAUAUACUAACACUAGAGAGUCUAUUACGGGAGCCAUUCAGGAGGGAACUGUUACUUGCUAUGGGACAGGUAUUGGCACUGAUUGUAGGCGGCGUUCUCGAGUCAUUUGACACGAUUCCCAAUACAAUGAGAUUAACGUUAAAUAAUAGGUUCGGGUUCGUUAAACUGGCACUCGAGCACGGACUCUAUAAUCAGAAAAUUCCAGAUGUGGAUGAUCCGGGUCUUUGGAAACUCGGCAGGUGGGUGUUUAGAUUGCCGACAUUAUUGCCGUAUAGAGUGCCCAUCACUACAGUCGUAGGUAAACCCAUGGAUGUGCCGCUAAUACCGGAGCCAUCGCGCGAACAGAUCGCAGAAUAUCACCGAAAAUAUAUCCAA